Macrobrachium nipponense is the source of this 2609-nucleotide messenger RNA. RefSeq lists its product as uncharacterized. Gene Ontology annotation, molecular function: protein binding; neurotransmitter receptor activity; transmembrane signaling receptor activity. Gene Ontology annotation, cellular component: synapse; neuron projection; plasma membrane. NCBI's taxonomy places the organism in Eukaryota, Metazoa, Arthropoda, Malacostraca, Decapoda, Palaemonidae. Gene Ontology annotation, biological process: chemical synaptic transmission; signal transduction; regulation of membrane potential. The record is from RefSeq and is a predicted model, not a curated record.
AUGGAAGAAAGAGAACACGAACAGAGAUAUCUAAAAGAAACGAAAGAGGUCCCCCAGCUGGAGGCCGAAUGGACUCUGCAAAGAACCUUAAUCCGAGUGGAGAGCGUGCAGGUGGUCCGCUUCCAGGAGGACGGCCAGAGAACCCUGAACUCCGGUGGGCAUCUACCAGCGGCAUCCUCAGCCGUUCCCCGUCAGGUGUAUUCGGUCACCUUCUGCGCCAGGUUCAAGAUCUUCUACCUGCACACGCGGGGGACGCUGUUCCACAUCUCCGAUAAGCAGGAAGGCAAAGACUGGAUGUUACGUGGAGAGGUUUGGGUGGACAAGGUGCGAGUGGCCAUUUCCCACACAUGGCACUUCAUGCCCCUCAAGACGCAACUCUGGGCAUUCAGGUGGUAUCAUCUUUGUUUCACUCAUGAUCACACCACCGGAAAAACAGAAACCUUCAUCAACGGUGAGAUGGUUCAGCACUCUUAUUACAACAUAGGAAGACCGACAUUUGGAAACUACGCAGCAAUAGGAAAUGGGCAGACAGCAGACGAGAGCUACAGUGGCGACUUGACUCAGGUUAAUGCUUGGGACAAAGUACUCAGUUAUGAUGAAAUCAAAAGAAUGGCAAACUGCAUGGCUGACAUUCAAGGUAAUUAUAUCUCCUGGGAAGCAGGUUGGAAACUAAGUAAUGCCACGACUUAUGAAAUGUCCUUGUCAGAGCUCUGCCAAAAGGACACAUCACGUCUCUACUUCUGGUUUCCUCGUGUGGAAGAAGACACUGCUCUGUACAUAUGUGAAGCCCUCGGCACUCAUCUCCCAACAGUCAAAAGUCCCGAAGAGGUCAACUUCCUCUACAAUAUUCUGGAUACCACUUGGCCUGAGUCAGAAAAAUGUCCUCUGUAUUACUGGAGUGAUCUGAAUGACAAGAGACAAGAGAACGUCUGGGUUCGAUCUUAUGACAACCAUGUUGACAAUGAAUCCUACUGGUCGCCAGAUGAACCAAAUGGAUUCAGGUAUGAGAACUGUGCCUUUAUCCGCCAGAAUGGUAUGAUUGACGAUGAUUGCGCUUGGGAAAGAUGUGCCAUGUGCAUUUUUACAGAACCUCAAAGAUUCUCCAUGCGCGGAACCUGUGAAAGGGAACUACGUAAUGUGUACUUUGUUGCCUACCAAGAAGCAUUUGGGCAUUUGGUCUUCAAGGGUUAUGGUUCAUAUCAAAUCAGGAAAGAAAACGGCAUUUGGUAUUAUGUGGAUACAGUUGCGGGACAUAACAUAGCCUCCAUGGAACCUAAUGAGAUAGACUACCCAAUGGGAAGAAGAUGGUGGAUAUUAGAAAGGGAGGUGUGUAACAAAAAAGCUGGAGAAAGGAAACGUUUAUUGCUCACUCCCUGCAAUGAUGAUCAAUAUACUUGUGAUGAUGGAACAUGCAUUGCCCUUCAUUACCGCUGCGAUCUCAAGUAUGACUGUCGAGACCAGAGUGAUGAGCUCGAGUGUGAGCUGAUCUCCUUUCCCAUUGACUACCAUAAGCACCUGCCUCCAAGAGUACCCAGGGAUGACCACAGCAAUGUGCCUGUUGUAAUUCAUGUCCUCAUUAAGUCGAUAGACAUUUACACAGUGGCAAUGGCCAUGCAGCUAUCUUAUGAACUGGAGAUGGAAUGGUUUGACAGCAGACUGGAGUAUUUCAACCUGAAGACAAAUGAGUCACUCAAUGCACUUCGAGUCCAGACAAUGAUGAAUUUAUGGUCACCAAUUGUGAGGCUGUUAAAUACAGACACAAUUGAUAAAUCGUUGCUGGCUGAAGAUGCUGCAGCAAUAGUUAAAAUGUUGAGCAAACCCAUGAGGAGAGAUGACAGCGCUGCUGGAGAAGUCGAUGUCUACUCUGGUGAAGAGAACCCUGUUUCAGUGUCCCGCAAAUACAGCACAGUUUUCACCUGCAACUUUGACCUGACUCUCUACCCUUUCGAUGACCAGUAUUGUGAUAUGCACCUUCAGAUUGUGUCUGGUCAAGUCUCCUUCCUUGAAGUCCAUCCAAACUCAACUGCUGUCUACAUAGGUAGCACAACUCUUAAUGAAUAUAAGAUUGGGAAACUGAAACUGGUCUACGGAGGCCCGAAACUUCCCAGUGUUGUGAGGGUUCGAAUCCCACUGAUUCGCCUCUUCGGCCAUGCCAUCCUGAACAUCUACACUCCCUCGCUUAUCCUCCUCAUCAUCAGUUACUUCACUCUCUUCUUCAGGAAAGAAUUCUUUGAUGCCCGGAUUAUGGCCACUCUUACUGCCCUGCUUGUAUUGGCUACUCUGUUUGCUCAAGCCUCAGACUCACUUCCAAAAACUUCUUACUUCAAAAUGGUUGACAUCUGGUUGUUGUUCUGUGUAAUGAUGACCUUCUUGAUUAUCAUCUUCCACAUACUGAUUGAUAACCGACUGACAGUGGAGAGCAGAGUGAUAUCAAUGACUAAAUUUCCUGAAGAGAUACCUCUCUUGCAGAAGUUAUUUGGCUGGUCUCCCAACAUGACCGUUGAGCAGCUGGAAGUCAUUGCCAAAGUUUCAGUUCUUGUUCUGAUCAUUGUCUUUAUUUUAUUAUAUAUUAUUUACAUAUUAACCUAACUCAUGUCGGUAAUGAUUCC